Molecule: messenger RNA, 6286 nt
Organism: Oreochromis aureus
Lineage: Eukaryota; Metazoa; Chordata; Actinopteri; Cichliformes; Cichlidae
Gene: rpap1
Product: RNA polymerase II associated protein 1
Exons: 31
Coding region: 138-4367 (1409 amino acids)
Biological process (GO): transcription by RNA polymerase II
Cellular component (GO): nucleus
Source: RefSeq, a predicted model, not a curated record
GUUAGCUGCCGCUAUUAUCAAGAUUUUCAAAUAGCAAAAAACAGAUAGUUUAAAUUUAUACUCCUUGGUAGUGUUUUGGACAAAUUUAGCUCAAGAUAAAAAGGAAAUUUGAUGGAAUUCAAGCUAGCGUCAGAUGAAUGUUGCGGCGUCCCAAGCCAACUGACUCAGAGGCAGACCUCCUGAGAGAGCAGGAGCAUUUUCUCACUUCAGGCGCUCCCUCCGCCGCCAGUGUUGUCCGCCGCCCUGACAAGAGGAGAGGAGAAGCUGGAGAGGGAGAAGGGCUGAGUGGGGAGAAUGAAGGGAGCCAGAGGGAUGUGGUCACCAUUGAAGAUCUUCCAGAUCAGCUCCCUUCUCUGACCCCAGCCCCUCCUAAGAAGUCUCGCUUUAAAGCGAGUCGUGUCACCUUUGAGGAUGAGGAUGCCGGGGAAAGGCUGGACAGACACGACACUCACAUCAGUGCUGUUCUCUCCAGAAUUGUUGAGAGAGAUACCAGCUCCACUCCAAUAUCUCUACCAGCAUUUACAGGCAUGGCUUUCCCCAAAGUACUGCAUCGCUCAGAAACCAGCAAUCAGGCACCUCUGUCAUCAGCUGGAGGAAAGAAGAGCAUCUUUGCUCGUCAGAUUGCUGCCCAGAGACUAAAAGAGUGCAAGACAACGUUACAUAGUUCACCUGAAGCUGCUCCAACCCCAGAAACUAGUAUGGAUACAGAUCAGUGUGAUGCUGCAGUAGAACCAGCAGCAGUUUCUGGUCCCAGGUUGGUGUCCGGACAGGGGCUUCAGGGUCCCCAUAGCUCAGGAGAGACCAUGAGGAUCCACGUGGAAAACCAGGCCAAGCUCCAAGCCAUGUCCCAGUCUGAGAUACUCGAGGAGCAGAAGAAGCUCUUGUCUCAGCUCGAUCCUAGACUGGUGGACUUUGUUAGAUCUCGCAAAGCACAGAGCGUCCCAUCCUUUCCCUCCCCAUCCAAACACCCCAAGGACAAAAGUGGCACAGAAGAUCCUACAGUUCAGGAUGUGAGCAGAGAGUCAGGCUCCUGCAGUGCUGCAGUGUUGUGUCAGAAACCCCAAGAGGUGGAGAUGGAAGGAGAGGAGGAGCUGUCAGCGCCACCGCCUGCUGUGACGGAGGAGGAUCUGCCAGUGAAGCCUCAGAAGGAAUGGGUCCACAUGGAUAAGCUGGAGCCGGAGAAGUUGGAGUGGUUGAGAGACUUGCCUGAACCCAGAAGGAAAGGAACCAAGAAGGCCAUGCAGGCUCGUUUUGACUUCGCGGGGACUUUAAUUCCACCCACUGAGGAUCUGCCAACACACCUGGGCCUCCACCACCAUGGAGAUGAGCCUGAGCGGGCAGGUUAUUCCCUGCAGGAACUCUUCCUGCUGUCUCGGAGUCAGGUCAUCCAGCAGAGGACGCUGUCGCUCAGCACUCUGGCGAACAUCCUGUCAAAGGCGCGUGCUGGAGAAUACGUGUCAGUUCUGAAAGGCAGCGUGACAUCUACUCUGCUCGACGCCGGCCUGCUCUUUCUGCUCCGCUUUGCAUUGGACGAUAGCGUGGAGGGAGUGAUGUCUGCAGCUGUGCACGCUCUUAAAGCACUGCUUGUGUGUGCAGAAGAUGAAGAGUGUCUAGACUGCACUUUUUCCUGGUUUCGCGGUCUGGCUUCCUUCCCCCUGCUGCCAUCUGCUCAGGAGGAAGAAGAUGAGGAAGAUGAAGGGCUGGAUGAAAGUAUGAAGGAGACGGCCAAGGAGAAAGAAGAGAGGAAGAGCGAUCAUGAAGUGGCCAGACAGGAUGCUGUCAAGGGUUUGUUAAAAAUGAAACUGCUCCCCAGGCUGCGUUACAUUCUCGAGGUGGUCCGGCCGUCACCUCGGGUGGUUCAGGAUGUCCUGGAGAUCCUGACUCGCAUUGCUAGGCAUUCCUCCUCAUCUGCUACACAGGUGUUGGAUUGUCCUCGUCUGAUGGAGACAGUAAUGUCAGAGUUUCUUCCCACUUCCUGGUCACCAUCAUCUCAGUCCAUUUAUGGACUUCCACUUUCCAGCGCAAUGAAGCUUUUAAGAGUUUUGGCUACCUCUGGCAGACAUGCCUGUGCAAGACUGUUAAACUCUCUGGGAGCGAGUGAGCGUUUGUCUCAUCUCCUGAGUGCAGAGCCCAACGAGCUGCUGCUGGAGCCGACAGAGUCCCUCAGGAUCACCACAGAGGCCUACAGGCUGUGGGCUGUAGCAGCCGGCUAUGGACAGGCGUGCAAAUUAUACCUGGACCUGUAUCCAGCCUUAGUGACAGCACUGCAGUCUGUCCACAGACUUCCACCCGCCUCAGAUCCCCUGCUUCCUCUGCAGCUCCAGCGGUUUUUGGCUCUGCUUUCUCUGCUCACGCAAGUUACACACACAGCUGGCUGCCAUCAGGAGCUCCAGGCUGGGAUGGUCAGCUCCGGUGGAGAAGAGUGCCCUCCCCCUCCUCCUGUAUCUUGGGGUCAUGUCACAGGAUUGCAGACAUCCUUAAUGGGGCAUUUGAAGGGUUUUAUUAAGAACCUUGAUGAUCCACUUCAGAAAGACGGCAGCCUCACUCUGAUACCAGUUUACCUCGUUUACCUAGAAGCUUACUACCAUCAGCUCUCCAGACAGAACUGUUUCAAGCCCGUGGAGACUCUUCAAGAGCUCGAGCUGCUGACAUCUGAUGUUCUUCUCCCACUGAUGUCUCACAGUGUUGUGCAAGGCCUGAUAAAGAAUCUCAAGUCUUCCUCUGUAGUGUGUAAUGCUCAGGCUAUAACUCUGGGCCCAGAAAUCACUAAUAACCUCCCUGGAUUGGCGUGCACGGGAUGGAGGAAUCGUCCGGGGCUGGUUGCUCCCAGCUCCCCUUUCCCUCUUCUGACUGGACUGGGGCUCCUAUUGGAGACGAUCACAGGGAUCCAUAAAGGCCUCAGCAGCAAGUUCACCGGACUGCUUCUGUCGGAGCCUGUGACUGGUUACCUGCGCAGCUGCAGUCAGGCUACACCCAGCCUGUCUCACACCAAGGCUUGGCUUCUACGCCACGAACACCACCUCCUCUACCUGCUGCUGCGACUGGCUCACAGACUGGUUCCCCUCGACUUAGAAGUAGCAAAACAUGCCUCACUUUACCACCAGGUGGCGCUGGUUGUACUGCCUUGGUUAUUGCCAGGCAGUGAAUACCUGGCACAUGAACUGCUCUCCACCAUUGUCUUCAGCAAGGACUUUAUAUCAGAAGGACACAGUGGAGGACCUGAGGCUGUGGAGCUGGGGGAGCUGAAGCUUCAUGAGGAAACACAAAAGGACACCUCUCCCUCUCUCCAGACUGUCGGGACUCUCCUGAGAGAAGCCUGUGUCCAGCUGCCAUCCAUACGAGGUUGCUUCCUCACUCACCUGGCCCACCUGGAGUCGUCUGUAAUAGUGUCCCGAGAUGCUCUCCUGGGCCACAACCCCUGGAUCAAAAGUCAUCUCUUGCCAGAGCUCACCGGUCCCAUCCUGCCAUCUGAUUGGCCUUUCCUUCCACUUGUCAGCCUGUAUGAGCAAGCGGGGGUGUCUGAUGGUGGAGGGCUGGCAGUGGAGGAGCUUCCUCAGGGGGCUCUGCAGGCUGUGACUCACUGUCUGCAGUGGCUGCUGCUGCUGGAGGUCUGGAGGGAGGAAGCGCUAAAGGUGGUCCUCCCUGUCGCCAAGUUCGCCCGCCUGUCCUGUGUGUUCCUCUGUUCCAGUGACUUGUUCCUAGAGAGACCCGUUCAGAGGCUGACCUGGGGUCUGUUCAGACUGCUCACCAGGAGCACCAAGCUGGACUCUUUGGACCUGAACAUCCCUCCUCCAGGUCUGGCCUCAUUCCAGGACUUGUAUUUAGCCCUUGUGUCCCAGUAUGAAGCUGUGUCUUUUGGAGACCGGCUGUUUGGUUGCUGGGUCCUCUUGCCCCUGCAGAGAAGGUACAGCACCACCAUGAGGCUGGCGGUGUUUGGCGAGCACGUGGGGAUGCUGAGGUCUCUGGGGGUCACUCUAGAACAGCUGUCCAUUCCUAUCGAGAGGUUCACCUCCCCGCCUGAAGAUUCCCUCCCUCUCCUCCGCCUCUACUUUCGCUCUUUGGUAACAGGGACUCUGAAGUGCUCCUGGUGUCCUGUCUUAUAUGUGGCUGCCUUGUCUCACGUGAACUCCUUCAUCUUCUCUCAGGAUGCUGCUGCACAGGAGGUUGAAACAGCUCGACACAGUAUGUUGAGGAAGAUCUACUACCUGACUGACGAGGUGUUGAGGAGUCACUUGCUGCUCUUCCGUCUGCCCCAGCAUCACUUACAGCUCGGCUUCGACAUGUACGAACAGUUGCCUCCCAUUAGGGCCAAACGUUUGGAGAGAGUCCUGGGACUGCAGGAGGGCAGCGUUGACAAAGGAGACUGAAAAGAGUAAAAAAGAAAAAUGAAGAAAAAUAACAGGGUUGCAUUCUCAAAGUAGACUAGGCAGAGGUGAGAUGAGGUAUUAUGAAAGCAGAAGGUGCUGCACCACAGCGAGAUUUCAAGGCCUAAUGAUGUCACAUGUAGUUGUUUCCGUGGCCUCUUUUCUUUAAACUAAAGCUGAGGUAGCCUGAUGAGGCUCUCACUGGAAAUUCUCUGAAAAUUAUUACAUUGAGGCCAAAGGUUAAAUAAAAAUGUCAAAUGUUUUCUUCCUGUUUUGUGACUAAUAUGUUUGUAUAGUUGCAAAAAUUGCCACCUUGUGUUCCAGGUUCUUAAAAAAAUAUGCCAGGGCAGUUCUUCCUGCUUCACUAGUGCCUGAAAUGAUCUUCAUUUGUAAAUAAAACAUGACGUUUGAAUAAAAUAUGAUGUGUAACCUUUUAUCCCCAUAAGCCUGAGCUCUGAAAUUUUUACCUUCUUAAUAUUAGUAUGGAUUGAGUUUCACUGUUGACAACAGUUUAAUACAGAAACAGUUUGACAUUGCUGUUUGUGAAACAUGCUGCGUAAAUGAGACAUUCACGGGGAACUGCGACUAAAAUGAAGGUGCAGGAAAUGCCUAAUGUACUUAGUCAUGUGCUCAGACAAGACAAAAGAGGAGUUUUCCUGACUUUGUGGACAAAUCAGGAAAACUGGAUUGUAAGACUGCCUGUGUGUGUCUUCUGCAUUAUAACUUAACCUCUCCACGAAGAUGUUGUCUGUCCUCUCGUGCAUCUUGGAAAUCGUCUGGACUGGAUUCUGUAGUACAGAAGUCAACAGUGAUGAUGUGGAGCAGGUGAACUUGGAAAUUUCUCUGGAGCUUCCUGAGACGAUUUUCCUUUUCAACUGGACUCCAAAUAAGCAUCUGAUAUCAAAGCUGAAGUUGAUCUGUAAUGAAAUCCAAGUCAUAAUAGCCGCAUGCUGUGCAGUGAAGACACACCUCGAAGAAUUCAUGGCUGAGCUAAAAACCUCUUUCCAUGUGAAGAUGAUCUUUGUCAACACAACCACGUUCAACUCUGACAGUUUACGCCACACCAAUGAAACCUCUGGUUGUUUCCUGUGGUGUGCUGGGUGCUGGCAGCUGCUCCUCUGGCUGCUGUUGGUUCUCUGGAGAUCGGGCUUUCUUUGGAGCAUCCUGCAAAAGCUCCAUCAGAUUUGGUGUACCUGGAGCCCACGUCAGCGCCUUGUGCUCUUUGUUGUGUUCUUCGUGCUGUUUCUGAUUACUUUCUGUUGCUUCUUGGGAAAUGCUGUCCUGCUGAGAGAGUGCAGCUGUCAUGGGGGCAUGUGCUGGUGUGCAGCAAUCUUUAGAUGUACAGUAUGUUUCAAAGUAACGUUCACAUGAAUGUAGGAUGGAAAGUUCCACAGCAAUGUCAUUAUUCACUUCAGUUUGUGACUGGCUAUGACCACCAUUAUACAGCCAUCUGUUCAACUAAAACUCCUAAAACAUUAACAAUUGAGUUACUUGCCUUCAUUUACUUUGCAAUGUCUGCUGUGGUAAUUUCUCUCCUGGUCAUGCAAAUGAGUACUUGUGUUGCAAAUGUUCCUGCUGGUGAAGGAGUGUCGUUUCCAUUAUGGUAGCCAUGUUCAUCCUCCAUUUUUUGUCCACCUGGACGCUUACAGUACUUUACCCUAACCUGUUUCAGGGAGCAUAACACAUGUUUAUCUGUUCUGCACUGAACAAAAGUGUUUUUUUUAUACACAUCAAAUUAAUUAAAAAAACAACAAACAGUUCAGAGUAGUCACUGUGACCGUUAGGAUUUUAGUAUCGGAUAUUGAAUUCUAAUAUACACCAUAAGUAAAACACUUAUCUAUUCACACUGUGCUUCUUUGAGACAAGAAAACAGGAAAUUAAAAUGAAUCAAGCCAUAAAACUAAUAUCUCUGUGAUUAAACU